GAGUUUAAAACAGUCUGGAACCAUACAAUGUUUCAAGCCUUCAAUUUACAUUGAUCAAAAAUUACUUUUGGACACCUCAGCAAACAACAAAGCUGCUAAUAUGGCCCAAGGAAUUGUAGCAUUUCUAGCUUUAUGCUUUUGUGUGGAUAUUUCAACUCAACAUGGAGCAUACCCACCUGGUGUGCCUCCUCCUAAUAACGCACAUGUCCAUGCACCCCCAGCACACCAGGGUGGACAACAACAGUAUCAGGGACAACAGCAGUUCCAGGGACAACAGCAACAACAAUUCCAGGGACAUCAACAACAGCAAUUCCAAGGACAACAGAAUCAACAAUUCCAAGGACAACAACAACAGUUCCAACAGCAUCAACAAGGACAACAGCAGAACCUACAGUACCAGCAGGGACAACACCCAGGUCAGCAGGGUCAAGGACAGUUUAAUCAAGGCAACACACAACAGUUCCAGCAGCCAGGUGGUCAUCAAGCAGCACAUGGAGGGUUUGGACAUGAAAGUGCUCACGAUGCAGGCCAUAUCAAGGAGCACUUGAAGGAAGUUGUAGAUAAACCAAAGGAAGAAAUGUCAGAGGACGAGUUAGAAUUCCAUUACUUUAAAUUACAUGAUUAUGAUAAAAACAACAAACUAGAUGGUAUUGAAAUAGUCAAAGCUAUCACCCAUUUUCAUGUUAUUCCAACAAGAGCUGAUGAAGGCGAAGGUGAACAGCAGCAUCAUGACAGAAAAGUUUUCUCAGAUGAAGAACUCAGUAACAUUGUUGACCUAGUCUUACAGGAAGAUGACCUAAAUAAAGACGGUUACAUUGAAUAUGUGGAAUUUGUCACAGCACAGAGGAAAGCUCGGGAACAGGCAAAGACUGAUCAAGGCAAUGAACAACAACAACAACAACAACACUAGAGAUGUACUAUAAUUUAAAAAAUGAAGUCUCGCAAGUAAAAUUGAUCUAGUCGACUGUUUGAGGGGGAGGGAAAAUUUUGCCUAAAAUUCCUUCUUAAGCAGAUAAUAGAGUAAUAUAUAUUACAUAGUUUAUGUCUUAAAUUUUUUUAGAACAUUAUAUUCAUUAGAUACUGGUAUCUUAAUGUUUUCAAAAAAAGCUAAAUAUGUGUAUGUAAAGGGGACGGGGGGAUCCCAAUUUUCUUUACUGGCACAUUGUAUGACAAAAUAUCCCUCACAUGUUGUUUUACUGUGAAGUUAUAUUCUCUUUUUAGUAUGCAUGGAAAUGUAUAAAAACUUCUUGGUAUUUUUGAGGCUAUGUAGAUCUGUUAAUAGUAGAUUUUCUUGAAAUUAAUAGUAAAAA
This is a messenger RNA of Saccostrea cuccullata (small rock oyster), 1310 nucleotides long. Its product is annotated as sex-determining region Y protein-like. Gene Ontology annotation, molecular function: calcium ion binding. The transcript is spliced from 6 exons. The record is from RefSeq and is a predicted model, not a curated record. NCBI's taxonomy places the organism in Eukaryota, Metazoa, Mollusca, Bivalvia, Ostreida, Ostreidae. The coding region runs from base 101 to 910 and encodes 269 amino acids.